AUGAAGACAAACAUCGUCGUCCACAGAGACGGCACCAGCGUUUGCUGCUCCCACUCAUUGAGGAUGCUGGUAAACCUGAGCAGCAACGCCUCCGACAUCUGCUCCAGGGCGCAGGGGUGGAGCGCGUCCCAUCCCAACCCCGUGCGCUUGCCAAAGCUGCUCAGCACUGAGCGGACCUGCCGUACGGAGGUCGGGUCCAAGCCAGCUUCUGUGGCCCAUGCUGCUGCUGGAGACUCCGACUCGCGGGCGGCCUUGGACCAGAGCGGCAGCAUUUUCUCUCAAGAUGGCCUCAGCCGCUGCCGAACCCACCUGUGCCAGGGCGUCAGGGUCCCUAGUCGAAUCAACCUGUGUGCCACGCGGCCUGUGUCGGCAAGGGCCGAGGCGCAGAACUCCCGCCACGCCGCGGACUUCGCAGAUGCGUCCGCCUUGCGCCGCUGCUGCAACUCCUCCAGCAGCCCUUCGAACCAGGCAGCCAGAGGACUAUUGCGCUCCGAGCCCGAGCCACCUGUCGAGGUCCAGAACGGCCAGGGCCUUUGCUUCGGAAAGCGCAGCGGGCAGCUCGAUCUGCCGGGCCUGCUUGAUCAAGCGCUGCUUCCGAGCUUGCACUUCCGCCAAGGGGCGCUGGACCAAGCGGGGCCCCUCCGAGCGGCCCCGGACAUGCCGGGCGCGCGCCGCCUCGAUGCCGCGGGCGCGGAUCAGCACUGCAUCCGGGGCAUGCUGCGGAAGGAGCCGGAGAGGCGGCUGGGCGCGGGCAUGCACGGCUUCGAGGCCAUCAAGACCCACGACUUUUUCUCCGUCGCCGACGGCGAGGGCUCAUUGUUCGACAGGACCAUUGGGAUCGAAGCCGCGAAGCUCGCCCGCCGUACGUCCCCUCGGGGGAGAUCUACGGCGACCCCGACACGCUGA
This is a messenger RNA of Prorocentrum cordatum, 906 nucleotides long. Lineage: Eukaryota; Dinophyceae; Prorocentrales; Prorocentraceae. The record is from the annotation of a GenBank genome assembly.